Messenger RNA from Phytophthora infestans T30-4, 765 nucleotides. RefSeq lists its product as uncharacterized. Gene Ontology annotation, cellular component: riboflavin synthase complex. Gene Ontology annotation, biological process: riboflavin biosynthetic process. The coding region runs from base 19 to 681 and encodes 220 amino acids. The transcript has a single exon. Lineage: Eukaryota; Oomycota; Peronosporomycetes; Peronosporales; Peronosporaceae. The record is from RefSeq and is a predicted model, not a curated record.
CGCUGACCCGCAAGCAGAAUGUCGACGUUGACCAGCACGGACAUGGGGGAGCUCAAGCGCCCCACCACGCGUGUGCACGCUCCCCCUGGCGGUGGAUCCAGCUGGAGCUUCGGCGGCGAUCCAGUUCCUGCUCCCACGGGCCGCAAGCGCUUCAACCAGCCGCAAGCUCAGGCCCAGCAGGACACCAAGAUGGAAUCCCCCCGCGCAGCUCCUGCCCCUCUAGCAGAUGCAGUGCCAGUCCAAACUUCUACUCGAGUUCCAGAGGGAGCUGUGCGCGUUGCACUGCUUAAAACUAGCAGCGACGCCGAGCUCGUGGACCGCGUGGUGCAGAAUUGCUUCGAGAAGCUUGAGACUCAGUCCGUGAGCUCCGAGACCUUCACAGUCGCGUCGCUGGAGCAGCUGCCGUACGCGGCCAAUAAGUUGACGGAGUUCGGCGGCUUUGAUGGCGUCAUCUGCUUUGGCUUUCUAAACACGCAAGAUCCGCAAUUCCCAGCCCUCAGUGCGGCACUGACGCAGAGCUUCAUCGACAUCAGUGUCAAGAACGUCCGUCCCGUUGUUCGCGCUGUGUUUGCUGGGGAACCUCGUGUGGCAUCGGUCAAAGUGAAAGGAGGCUGGGGCGCGGAGUUCGCGGACGGCGUUGUGUCGUUGAUUCAACUCGGUGGAUUCAAGGGAUCCAAGUAAGAAAUGCAGGUACAGAGGCAGUGAAGUUGCGCUGUCGCUGACCGAUCCAGCUAACAACCUCAAAGGAAUCAAUUUAAAAGCUAC